Molecule: messenger RNA, 2535 nt
Organism: Lagenorhynchus albirostris (white-beaked dolphin)
Lineage: Eukaryota; Metazoa; Chordata; Mammalia; Artiodactyla; Delphinidae
Gene: CCDC178
Product: coiled-coil domain containing 178
Exons: 20
Coding region: 1-2535 (844 amino acids)
Source: RefSeq, a predicted model, not a curated record
AUGGCUACUCGGGUCCUUUGCCCAUUUUAUAAUCAGAUUAUUUGUUUUACUGCUGAUAAUGCCACAUCACAAGCUUUGGUUUUAUUUGGUGCCCCUAAGGAAGCUGUUGAGAUUAUUCAUGAAAAUAAAAUGACAAAUACUGAAGGGGUGAAUGCAGGCAUUUACUUUAGCCACCCAUGCCGACGUAAAAGCUGUGCUUUAGUAAACAUCCCAGCACCAUGUGUCAACAAAGUGAUUUCACACAUUGAAGAUGUGGAGUCUAAAAUACAGAAGCAUCUGAAACAGUUUGAAACGUCUUUGGAAGAAUGGAGCAGAACUUCUUUCACAAAAGAGCUGAAAGAUCUGAGUGUUGCUACACCAGUGAAAGAGGUCAUACCAGAAGAAUUGAGAGAUGAAAAGUGUCCAGAAUUAAAGCAGGAAAUGGAAAGAUUGCUAUCAGAGGCCAUCCAACUCAUUAAAAGUCUAGAAACUGAUCGUGCAGAAGCUGAAGAAGCUUUAAAACAACAAAAAUCAAGAAAGAAAAGGAUUAGCAUGCAAAUUGAUUCUUGGUCAAUCUGGAAACGUCAAGAAAUCCCGUUAGCUGUACAGAAAGAACACGAGGCCUAUUUGAAAGAUAUUGUAGAACUACGAUGGCACCUUGAAGAUAAAACUCAUCGACUAAAACGUUUGGAGGAGGAAAAGGAGAAAUUAGAAGAAGCUAAUGCAAAGCUUCAAGCAGACAUAGACAACGUGAUUAAACAUCGCCCUCUACUGCUUGCAAAGCGAGACCAGGAGCUUAUAGCUCUGAAGGAACAUUAUCAGAAAAAAAUUGAGGUAAUGGAACUAUACAAACAGGUUCAUGGAGAACAUGAAGAAGCUGUAGAAAAUCUUGAAAAAGUCAAAUUCAAAGCUAAACAAAGUAAAAUAGACAUGGAAAAUGAUAUUCGUGAUGAUGAAAUAACCAUAGAAGCCUACAAGAAAGAGAUAGAUAAACUUAACAGUCUGUUUAAUUUCCACUGUACAUCAAUACAAGAAGUUAAUAUUAAUAUUGAGAAUGAAGAGGCAAUGAUUAAAUUAUUGAAGGAAACAAGGUCAUCAAGAAAGGAAUUAGCUGCUUUAUCAAAAACGCUAGAAGAUUUGAAAAGAGUUUAUGAUCAACUAGUCUGGAAGAAAAAAAAUUAUGAAAAUGAAUAUUUGGAAACACUUAAUAAUUUUUAUGCCACAAAAAGAACAUGGGAUAUUGAACUUUCUAAUAUCGCAAAAGAUUCUUCAGAUGUCUCAAAAGCAUAUUCUCAAUUGAUGGAAGAAAAUAGAAGACUUGAGAUCGAUAUUGAAACUAUACUAGGUUAUAUCAGUGACAGUAUAAGGAAAAAAUCAGAGCUCAAGUCUGAAAUCCAAUCUUUGUUGCAACUGAGGUCAAAAAAUGAAGAUUUUCUUAAACAGCUAUACAAGGAAGCUUAUAACAUUGGUGCCGUUUUCCACCUAACCAGAUUUAAAACAGAGGAAUUAGAACAGAAAACAGCAGAAGUGAGAAGAAGAUUCAAGGGCAGAGAAGAAUUCUUGAAAAAACUCACUCGAAGUGAAGUGGCUAAUGGAAUGAUGAUUCAGAAAAGACUCUUUUCCCUUCAAGAAGAGCAGGCACUUGAGAAGCAGGAUCUUAUGAGAAAGAAAGCAAUAUAUGCCUUAGCACUGGCAAAAACGAAGAUACCACUGCUUAAACUAGAAGAAGAAGCUGUAAAACUCAGAACUUGCCACGAAGAACAUUCUGAUUUACUAGGUGAAAUAAUUGAGAGGAAAGAAUAUGUUAAAAGAAAUGUAGAGAAAACAAAGAAAAAAUUACGAAGAAAGGGGAAGAAAACCCGGGAUGCAUUAAUGAAAACUGAGGAUAAAUGCUCAAUAACUUUCAAAGAAAUAGAGACCACUAAAAGUAAAACAAGUAUUUAUCAUGCAAAAAUAAAUCAAUUGAAUAAAGACUUAGAAGAAAAACAAAAGGAAAAGAAUGUUUUUGACCACACACUUGACUGUUUAAAGGACCAGUUUAUAGCCAUGAGAGAGAAAAAGGAACAUGCACAAGCUGUGUUUGAUCAUCUCAUAAAUGAGAAAGAAGCCUGUGAAGAGAGAAUCUAUGAGGAAGAACAGAGAUACAGAGCACUCUUUACCAUGAGGCAAAGAAAUCUAUCAAAUGUUAAGAAAAUACAAGAUGUUUCACUAGAAGAAAAUCUACAUUUAGCUCAAGAGUAUCAGAAAUUACAGAAUAUAUUCUUAACAGUAAAGGACAACUAUUUCAACCUAUAUGAAAAACAGCUAUCACUUGAUGGUUUGAUUCGAGAUAAGAAACAGUUCUGUCAGCUGCAAAGAAGGAUACACAAGUUGUGGCAGAAGCACUUCGAGCUGGUGGUCCUCUACAGCCGUAUGAGGCUGGCCAAGUUCCAGACAGACUCUCAAGAGAGUAUUCAAAACAUAUUAGCUGUGCAGGAAAAAUCUUCAAAUUUAAUGCAACACAUCGUAGAUUUCUUCCAGACUUUGACAGAUGGCCGAUGUGAAAACGAUGGUUAA